UAACUCAUCAUCACACUCCACCGGCGUUUCCCCUCAUUGAACCUACAGUCGUCUGCCUUCCGAGAUUCCAAGUUAGUCCAGACUCCAGAGCAUCAGUAGCACAAGAACCCACCUGAUUUUCGUCAUACAUAUUUUUCUGCACGGCAUUCGCUAUGGCGUUCAGAGCCCUCUUCCUCGCGUGCUUCCUUCUCCUCGCGGCGACGUCCGCCUUGGCGCAGCGUGGUCCGCCUGACGGAGGUCGUCCCGGCGGUCAGGGACCAGGGGGGGCGCGCGGAGGGCCUGGCGGUUCCGGCGGGCCUGGCGGACCUGGCGGUGAGCCGCGCGGUCCUCCGCUGAACCUGACGGUCGUCGGGAAUCUGACGGCCGAUAUUGGCGCGCGACUGGCCAACUGCUCCGCGGACCAGAAGGUCCUUGACGGCCGCUUCCACCUCGCCAUCUUCAAGUGAGCUUUCAAACUCCUCCGGCAGCUACAACCUGCUGGUCCACGCGCUCCUCGUCGACGCCGCUGGCAGUCCGCCCGACUCGCUCGCGAUCGUGCAGGGCGCCGCGUGCGACGCUGCCGCCACGCAUCGGGAACAGACCCCUGGAGGAUUUCAAGAUCCUCGCAUGUUGUUCGGGGCUGGAUACGGUUUCCUGCAGGGAUUUUGGUGCUCGCAAGGUUCGGAGAGUGGUUUGGUUGUUAGACAGCGUGUUGCUUGGUUGUUGAAUUACCGUAGCGUGCAGGCAACAUUCCCAACCUGUUUUGUCCGCACGAAGAUCGAGAUCCGAAACUGUUUCAAGCGGCCCGAAAGUGUAAAUGAGCUAAUCACAGAACC
This is a messenger RNA of Closterium sp. NIES-67, 815 nucleotides long. Lineage: Eukaryota; Viridiplantae; Streptophyta; Zygnematophyceae; Desmidiales; Closteriaceae. The record is from the annotation of a GenBank genome assembly.